Molecule: messenger RNA, 5423 nt
Organism: Amyelois transitella
Lineage: Eukaryota; Metazoa; Arthropoda; Insecta; Lepidoptera; Pyralidae
Gene: Patj
Product: patj homolog
Exons: 16
Coding region: 302-2602 (766 amino acids)
Molecular function (GO): protein binding
Source: RefSeq, a predicted model, not a curated record
AAUGUCAAUUUUUAUCUGUUUUCAAUUUGCAAUGGUUUCAUUUUUGGGUUUUUUAUUCCAUUCCAUUGCUGUCUAAGAUUUGUUGUUUUCAUUCUUGUUCUUGAAUUUUGCAAUUUAGUUAAGGGUUCAUAUUUACUUAUUACUAAUAAGUUACAUACCUCAUUUUAACAAGUAUUUUGAAUAGUAUAGUGUCCGUCAAUAAAUUGCGCUACGGGUUAUAACGACAGAUAAGGUCUAACUUCCCAAGUUUUGAUACGAAACCUACGGGUUUCCUUGGCGUAGUUGAAGUGCCUACUUCAACAUGCAUCUUGGAGUAAAUAUAUCGAACGCAUUGCAGCAGCUCGAGAGUGUGAAAGCUGCUGUAGAUCAAAGCGACGAUCCUAAGUUGAAAGCUGCUACCAAUGAUGACUUAAAUAUGCUGAUCAGCUUGUUAGAGAGUCCAAUAUUGAAGAGCAUAGCAACUCUUCAAGACUCAGUUGGGAUGCUUGCCACUCAAGUAGCGCACCAUCCAUCAAUACUUCCUGGGGACUUCGAUAUUACUCCGGCUGGUGACUUGGCUUUGCAAGCCAGGAACCUCUAUGGCAGCCAUGAAGGUGAAGAGGAACAAAGAGUGCCACAGGUGUCACCACCCCACAGCCUUGAGUUUGGCUCUGGCUCAGAUAAUGAACGUAUUCUAGGACUGGAUGAUGCAUCUGUGGAUUCAAACAUGUCACCUAAACAGGUCCGUGGAUUAUUGGAGAUGACGCGCAAUGAUGAUGUGACUUCAAACCAUAAUAUCGUCGCCGGAGAUUGGGCGCAGGUUGAGAUUAUCAACUUGGUGAAUGACGGCACUGGUCUAGGAUUUGGAAUUAUUGGCGCAAGAACAAAAGGGGUGAUUGUAAAAACAAUUCUAGCCGGAGGUGUAGCAGAUCGUGAUGGACGUCUGAAGUCCGGCGAUCAUAUACUCCAAAUUGGAGAUGCUCACCUUAUGGAGAUGGGUUCGGAGCAAGUAGCGGGUGUGCUGCGUGCCUCAGGGUCCCGGGUUCGGCUCGUGGUGGCCCGACCCGUGGACCCCGCCCACACUAAGAUCGGCGGGGGAUCUACUGCGCCCGUUGUGCCUUCGAGACUCCUCUCAGACCCCGAGGCACUGGACCGGUACCUCCUGGACGCUGGUUUCGAACAAGUGUUCCACACGCAGCCGGCGCCGCUUCCACAGAACACUACGUCUCGAUUCAUAUUCGACCAGUCUGUUACACCUCCACCAGAAACAGAUGCUGAGUCUCCAGAAGUUGACCGUUUCACAGUUCAGUUGAAGAAAGAUGAAAAUGGACUAGGAAUAACUAUUGCAGGGUAUGUGUGCGAAAAAGAAGAGCUAUCAGGUAUCUUCGUGAAGUCUGUAACAGCGGGCAGCGCGGCGGCUCUCAGCGGGAAGGUGAAGGUCAACGACCGCAUCGUGGCGGUGGACGGCGUGUCGCUGGCCGGCAAGUCCAACCAGCGGGCCGUCGACGCGCUCAAACAGAGCGGCAACGUGGUCACUCUGGAGCUCGAGAGAUACCUCCGCGGUCCUAAAUUCGAGCAGCUCCAACAAGCGAUCGCAGCAGGCGAAUCAGCAGCCGCCGUGGCGGCGCCGCACAACCCUUUCUUGCACAUGCACCGCCUCGAACCCACCACCUCCGAUGACAUACAGAUGACACCGCUGCCUAACAUCGAGACGGCAUCACCCCCGGGCAGCCCGGCCGGCGGCCGCUCGCAGCCCGCCUUCGAGAUGCCGCGCACGCAGGAACAGAAAGACGCCAUCAAGCGCAAGUGGCAGGCUAUACUUGGUCCGGACGUAGAGAUCGUGGUGGGCGUGGUGACGCGCGGCGGCGGCGGGCUGGGCAUCUCGCUGGAGGGCACGGUGGACGUGGAGGGCGGGCGCGAGGUGCGGCCGCACCACUACGUGCGCUCCGUGCUGCCCGAGGGGCCCGUGGGCCGGGCCGGCGUGCAUCGCCCGGGGGACGAACUGCUUGAGGUGAACGGCCACCGUCUCCUCGGCAUGAACCACCUGGAGGUGGUGUCGAUCCUGAAGGAGCUCUCGCGCGAGGUGUGCAUGGUGUGCGCGCGCGCCCGCCACCACGCGCCCGUGCCCGCGCAUACGCUCGUCAAGGCUAAAUCGGACGGUAGCUUGGCGGGAGCGGGUAUAGAAGAUGGAAAUUCUUUGUCGGCAGGAAGCAAAGUGCGAUCACGCAGUCUUGAGCCACUCACCGGGCUCGCCAUGUGGUCAUCCGAGCCACAGAUCAUAGAACUGGUGAAAGGCGAGCGCGGUCUCGGCUUUUCGAUCCUGGACUACCAGGACCCGCUGCGGCCCGCGCACACGCUGGUGGUGAUCCGCUCGCUGGUGCCGGGCGGCGUGGCGCAGCAAGAUGGCCGCCUCAUACCCGGCGACCGCCUGCUCUUCGUCAACGAUCAGAACUUAGAAGACGCGAGCCUCGAACAAGCCGUAGCGGCAUUAAAGGGCGCCCCCCGCGGCGUGGUGCGCAUCGGCGUGGCCAAGCCGCUGCCGCUGCACGACGCGCCGCCGCCGCUGCCCGCCAGCGCGCCGCCCGCCCCCACCGCCCCCACCGCCCCCACCGCGCCACAUUGACCCACCAGGGUCUAAUUGUUCCUUGACACUACUACCAUGGUACAGUUUCAUGAUGGAACUUAUGAUAAUAUGGAACUUAUAUUAUUUUCCUAGAACUGUGAAUGGAACUAGUGACAAAUAUAUAUUGACACGAGUUCCGUUAUCUCGAGAUCCACUGUAAAUGGAAUUAGUGAAAAAAAAUUCUAUCAUGAAACUCUACUGUGAUACUAGAAUCAACGAACCGGUUAAAUAACACAUAGUAUAUUGACGAUUAAGUUAAUAUCACACUACAAGCCAUUCUUACAUUAAAAGAAGGAUACUUAAAUAUUUUAUCAUAGAAACAAGCUUGAUUCACUACGAAAGCUAAAAAGCUAAAGGCGUGGUGCGCAUCGGCGUGGCCAAGCAGCUGCCUCCACCGCGCUGCCUACAUCGCCCACUGCCACCACCACACUGGCCGGUCCUCAUUGACCCACCAGGGUUUAUUAACACACUAUAUAAUCGAUACAUUCGAUACAUUGGCAAAAAACCCGUCUGAACUAUCCUUAAACCAAUAAAGAACAAUAUGAGGAGUUAGUAUACUUAUAAUGACAUAGCUGCAUUGACCCAUCAAUCACCAUUAUCAAACAAAAUGAAAUAAGCCUAUAUCUCAUUCACUAGGAAGUCAACAAUUUUAGAUAUUGGUUAUAUAUUAAAUAAUACUAAAAUUACAAAAGUCAAUGCUAUUACCGACUUAGGUGUAAAAUUCGAUAGCAAAUUACUGUUUGACGAACACGUGGAUUAUAUAGUAUCUAAAGCAUCUAAAGCACUUGGAUUUAUUAUGAGAGUCUGUUCAGACUUUCAUGAUAUUAAAUGUAUUAAAGUGCUAUAUUGCUCCUUUGUCCGAAGUCACCUCGAAUAUGCCUCGCAGGUGUGGAACCCUCAAUAUAACGCCUAUAAAGAUCGCAUUGAGGGUAUCCAAAAGAAAUUUUUGAGAUACUUGGACUACAAGGCCCGAACUAGUUCACACGGUUAUGAACAAAGAUGUAGGCGUUAUCACUUCCUUCCACUUGAAAUCAGACGUGUAAUCAAUGAUGUCGGUUUCUUGAUUGGAAUAGCCAAAGGCUCAGUGGACUGCCCGGAGCUCCUCUCCAAAAUUCAACUUAGAACUGAUUUAUUUCAUUAUAGACAACGACCGCUACUUCGCGUUCCAUUUAGUAGGACUAAAUAUAGACAGAACUCCUUCUCUGUACGUGCUGCUAAGCACUUCAAUAAAUACUCCCAUCGGCUCGACCUGUUCCACAGUAGUAAAAAAACAGUUAGUUGUUUACUGAGUGGAUCCUUUUUCAAUGAUAUUUAAUAAGAAUGUUGCUUUUAUCUGUUCUUUUACUUUAUGUUCAUUUAUACAUUUAUCUAUGUACAUAUGUCAUGACGCAGUUUUUGUAAAUCUUUCCAUGGUUGCAAUUCUACUUGUGAAGUCUUGUAAUUAGCAAUCGCAAUAUAUCAUUACUACUUAUAUAUCAUAUAAAUUAGACUGUAAGACUUCCAUUAAUAAAUAAAAUAAAAUAAAAUAAAAAUAAAAAUCAUUAAGUUUUGUACGAAGCGGGUUUUGAUAACUACGUCAGUUAUGACGUAUUGAAUUGCUUCCGUAUUUUGUUUCAAAUAUUGUUGAUUUUGAAAUUGUGGGUGUAAUUGAAUAACCAUACUUUAAUAUUCUUAAUAUGAUUUAAUAUUUAUAAGUAAAAAAAUAGUAAUAACAGGUAAAAGUGAAAAGUGUGAAGUGCGACUGAUAAACGAUAAAAAUAAAUUACAAGAAAAAAAUUAACUCGAAGACUAAUAAUUUAUAACAUUAUACAGUAAAUAUUUUAACAAUAUCAAAUUUAUUGCCAAAUAGCGAUUCUUAGGUACAUAUCAAUAAUUAAACACUAGCAAACAUAACCUUGUCGCAAGUGACGUCACUAUAGGACGUCAUUGCAUCAUCCGAUGCUUGGUGACGCACGCUUGACGCUAUCAUGAGAAAUCAUUACUUGCAAGCGAUGAUAUUAGUUUGUGAAGUAGAUUACAAUUUAUUGUUUUUUUAGGGAUGCAUGUUUGGCUGGCAGGGGCUGAUUCCGUAAUUGGCGUCACGUCUGUUGAAAGCCCAUCUUUUCUUUAAAUCAUUGAUCGCAUCCAUAAUGUACUAUUUUAAAAUACCUCCAUACAAGUUCUUCACAUCUCCAGACUACGAACUGCCUGCUAGUAAUACUUAUUAUAAUUGUACUUAGCUGUGUCUUAGUUCUAUUUAACUAUUCGUAUCUUACAGCCUUACGUAGAUUCAAGCGUCGUUUAAAUUAUACCUUUAUAGUUCGGUCAUUUUUGGGUAAUCAAAUAGAAUAAUUUUACAUAGGUCAUUCCAUUUAACGUUCCAAAUGGUUACUUACUGUGUUCGAGCCAUUAGCACAGAAGCCUGUGUAUAAGAACUGUUAAAUUAUAUUGUGAUUUGUAGUUAUCUUUCAAAUUAAGCUAUUUGAGAUGUAAAAUAUAAUUAUGCUUUUAUUCCUAUAUUUUUGUUUUAAAGUUAGUGCCUUUUACUUAAUUUCUUAUUUUGGAUAUAAGGAAACCUAUAUAAGUUGACGUUCAAAUUUUAUUAAGUUUAUGUAAAAGAGAUUUAAGGAACUACAUUCAAUUAAUAAUCUUCCGAUUUCUACUAUUGCCUAAAAGUAUUGAAAACACAGAUAAAUUCUUAUAUUAUUAGUACCUUUGAUCCUCAUGGGCUUAUUUUUAUUUUAGAUUCCGAGCGGAAUUGAAUGAUAUAUUAUUUUGUAAUGUUAAAUCAAUUGAAUUUAUUAAAAAGUAGAUAUCUAUUUAAAAUAAAGUUUAUAAUUUA